UAAAAAAAAUAAACAGCAAGAUGAUAAAUGCAUGUAUUGUGUAGAUACUAGCCAUUUUCAUGGCUUUUCGAGCUGAAUUAUACAAGCUUUACAGCUUAUAGCCAUUUAUUAAGGAAAAGUUGACUUAUAGCGCCUAUGUGUCUUAUGCAAUACGUUACAAUAAUAGCUUGUAGCUGCCGCUAAACGAAGGAAGGAAAAUUUAUACAUGAGUGAGGUCAAAUGAUUCACGGGGUUAACUAAGUUUACAACGAUAAUACGUAAUUGUGCUGUGUCUGUGAGCGUGUGUGGUGGUGUCGACGGUCGCAAACCAUCUGCGGCCGAAUUGUACCGCGAAGUGUCUGACUUAUAACUUGAGAAUUUAUUCCGGUUUCGAUGAGUAAUCGAUUAGAUGAGAUGAUCGAAAGCGUUUCGCGGCGUGCCUUCAGUAGUUCCAGUGGCACUUACAAUGUCCGAGCGUUGGAGCUUCAGAGAGAGCGAAAACUCAACAUAUUAAAUGUUACCGUGCAGUUCUUGGACGACACCCAACACUCUUUUCAAAUUGAGAAAAAAGCAAAAGGCAGUGCACUGUUUGAGCAAGUAUUUCAACACAUAGAACUAAUUGAGAAGGACUAUUUUGGACUACAGUUUACGGAGAAUGGUGCAGCACCUAGCGCUACUAACACAGAAAUUACGCGCUGGUUAGACCCAAGCAAGUCAGUUAAGAAGCAAGUCGGAGGCAACGCGCAGUUCUGGCUAGCGGUCAGGUUCUACCCCCCAGAACCUUCUAGACUGGCCGAGGAGUUCACCCGAUACCUGCUCUGUCUGCAACUGAGGAAGCUACUGCUGGAUGGAAGGAUGAAUGCUCCUAAGAAUACUUUGCUGUUACUUGCUUCAUUCACAGUGCAAGCGGAACUCGGCGAUUACAAUGUAUCAGAGCAUCCGCCGGACUAUCUGUCCGAACACAGAUUAGUGCCUAAACAGUCCGCCGAAGACGAGAGAAGGAUCCGUGAACUACAUAAGUUACAUAGUGGGCAGGCCCCUUCUGACGCUGAAGCGAAUUUUUUGGAGCAUGCGAAAAGGUUGGAUUGUUAUGGUGUCGAAUCUCAUCCUGCUAAGGAUUACAACGGAAAGGACAUAUUUAUUGGCGUCACCUCAAUAGGUAUAGUUGUCUUCCAAAACAAUAUUCGAGUGAACACAUUCUCUUGGAGUAAAAUCGUCAAGAUUUCCUUCAAGAGGAAACAGUUUUUUAUUCAACUUAAGCGGGAACCUUCCGAAUCAUACGACACAGUCCUCGGUUUUAACAUGCGUUCGGGGCGCGCAGCUAAAGCCCUCUGGCGGUGCAGCGUAGAACGCCACGGCUUCUUCCGCCUCCGGGCCCCGCGGAGAAGGCCCCUUUUGGGAGCCCUCGGGGCCCUGGCCGGUAUCACGGCCCCCACUGUGCCUAGAACCGAGACGCAAGCGCUCGAAGACGCUAGAAGGUCGCGCUCGAGUAAUAGAACUUUUGUCAGACGAAGCAGCUCCCGCACUCGGUCGCGGUCCCCGGGCAAGCUGUCGCUCGGGGCUCCGGCGGCGCCGCCGCGCCCCGCCGGCGCGCGCGUCACGGGCCACGGCGAGCCCCCGCCCCGGCCCGCGUGGACGGCGCCCGAGCCUGACCACGAAGACGAAGGAGGCUUUCUCGAACGUUCCCUCGCCCUCAGAGUACCUCUCUCCUACGCCGACGAUUCAGAUACAGCAUCAGAAGUUGCUGAUCAAACGGUCCGGGUUCGACUCUCGGCCGGAGCUGACGGAAGAUUCGGGUUCAAUGUGAGGGGCGGGGGCGGAGCUCCUGUGCUAGUGUCCAGGGUGGCUCCGAGAAGCCAUCCGCAGCUGCAAGAAGGGGACCAGGUUAUAUCAAUAAAUAACACAGACGUGGACGACCUAACCCAUGAGCAAGUUGUACAAAUAAUCAGAAACACACGCGGCGUACUAACGCUCGUUCUCAAACAAAACGCCGUAUACGAACCUGAAGAAACCGGCCCCGAAGAACCAGCAGUAUGCUUCGUCCCUCUCUGCUCCGGGCAACUAGAGGGAGACGCGAUAGAACAGUCCAUGCUCUUGUUAGGAGAUGGCCUAGCCAGCGGUGCCGCAUUGAAACAAUAUGAGACUUUACUGAGGAGGAUAGUCGAAGAGCCGUGUGCGGCGUCGAGACAUGUCAAUAACGUUAAUAAGAACAGAUAUAGGGAUAUUGCCCCUUACGAUUCUACGCGUGUUAUAAUGAAGAAUUGUUCAACGGGUGACUACAUUAAUGCGUCGUACAUUAAUAUGGAAAUACCCAGCUCUGAUCUCGUUCUGACAUACAUUGCUACACAAGGUCCCUUACCAUCAACCGUGGGCGACUUCUGGCAAAUGGUGUGGGAGUCGGAAAGCAGUCUCGUAGUGAUGUUGACCGUUUUGGCAGAGAGAGGACGGACCAAAUGCCACCAAUAUUGGCCCAAGGUCGGCAACACCCCGCUUAAAGCGACCAACACACUUACUGUCCAGACGAAUAGCGAGCAGAACUUGGGAUAUUAUGUAAGAAGAGAGAUGACUAUAAAGGAGACAAGCGGGGCGACUAGGAACAUAACCCAACUCCAAUACACGGCAUGGCCCGACCACGGCGUGCCAGAAGACGCCGCUGCCUUCAUAAACUUUACUCGGUUAUGUUCGCGGCUGAGGAACCAUCGUGCCGUGAUACCAACCGUGAUAGAAGAACUGGAUGGCGAAGCGGAACGCGUCCUAGACCCGCCGAUGAUCGUGCACUGCUCGGCCGGCGUGGGGCGCACCGGCGCGCUCAUCCUGGCCGAGACCGCCAUCGAGCUGCUGCAGCGGAGGCAGCCCUUCUACCCGCUGGAGUUAACCAGGGCCAUGCGCGCUCAGCGGCCCAUGUGCAUACAGAACGCGGGCCAGUACAAGUUCGUAUGCGAAAGCAUACUAUCGGCGUACAACCAAGGCCUCAUCACCGAGUCCUCAGAAAGCGGUUCCACCUGAAGCCUCACCUUGCCAAUUUAAUAGUUAUCAUGUAAGCGAACUUAUUAUCACAACGAACAAAAACGCUGGCCAUAUUGGUCUUUUGGUAUGUCUAUAAUUUAUUUAAUUUCAUUUCAAUCUUUUUAUUUUUUAAAUAUAAAUAAGGAUAGAUUGUCUAUAAAUUGAGAUAAUGCACAUACUGUAAAGUGGGGUGACAUUGGACUGGUGGGGCGACUUUAAAAAAAAUAAGCUAUAAUAUAGAAAUCGCAGGGCGUUUCUAGAAACGGAUUAAGUCUUUUCGUCCUUGUGGUCAUCUAUACCAACCACCUAUUUUCAUACAUUCCCUUGUACUAAAAAAAACUACUGUUUUCCCUUAUUUUAGUCAGCCAUCAACUAGGUACUGCAAAAAUUACGCCUAUAUUACAGUCAGCAGCAGAAGUUGCUAAGCGGGCGAGGUUUUCAAAAUGAUCUUGACGCGACUUUAUUAUUAAGAGAAUAAGAAAGUGUCGAGGUAAUUUUGAGCACCUCGCCCACGUACAAUAAAGAAAAAUUUGUGACAAAAGAUUAAGUUUUGUAGCUAUGUAAUACAUGUUUAACUUUUCUCAAUUGGAGCGACGACCUUCGCAGUUUAUUUAACUGAUGACCCGGAGGUACUUCUAAGAAUAAUGCCUUUUCGACGCCGUGUCAAACACAAAAGCUGUCAACCAGACACCACGUCACCGAAGUGUCAAAACUGAAAUUGAACUUUAUGCAUAUGCAUGUAGGUCUAUGUUGCUCUGUGGUUUAUGACCAAUUAAUCGGUAUUUGGCGUUGAACAUAUGGUGCGUAUAUAUCGGUCACUGGCGUCCAAAAGGUUAAUAAACACUUUCUUAUAAUUGAACUCAAAUAAGUAGGUACCUACAUAUUUAAAUGUUAAUACGGUUACUGUUUAUUUAAGUAGCCCUUUUAUUUCUAGUCGCCCCAUUUUAUGGACCCAAACCUCAGAUUAUUUAACCUUUUGCCCGGAACUGUGCAUUUCCAUGCACCGAACUUUCGGUCUACAACUAUUUUUCCGCGUGUAUACCUACUAUAGUUUCAUGGGUAUUAGAAAUAUAAGUGUUUGUAAUAAAUAUAAGAUCAAGUAAAAAUGCAAUGAAAAUGUUUGCUAAGACUGAACGGCGAAGUGGCCUUCUAAAGUAGGAAAACGAACGAAAUACCUAUAUGAAGUAUAAAAAUGCGAAGGAAAUUUGAACUUUACUGCCUGUAUAAUAGCGUUUAAAAUAUGAAACUCAGAACGGUUCAGUCAAUAUUUCGGACCAGUUUAGAAAUAACGAUGUACUUGUAAGAACUUUAAUUUUAUUUAACUCCCUAAUUAGGUGACUUGGUGUGUUUUUAUUUACUACUUUUAAGGAAAUCUAUUGCGAACUUGCAAAUAUAGAGCAGCUUUUUUAAAUGAAUUGAGAAGAAAAUGUUAUUUUUGUGUUUAAAAUUUAACACUUAGUUCGAUCCGAGUAUUGCUAAGUUGUUAAGUUGCCAGGAAAAAGGUACUUUGUCAGUUUUAAAUAUCAAAGAUUUCUUUAUAUGCAUAAUAGGUAUUUUUUUCUAUCAUCAACCCCAUCUUCAAAUUCUAAAGUCAUCUCGAAUAAACACAUAUCAAAGUAGUUACAUAAUCCUGCUUACUGUAUAUUUGUACUUAUACUUUCUGUGGUCUUCACUGUAGUUAUAUAUAUCUUGCCUUCGUAACGAAUUUAUGAAAAUCUAAUUUAAUAACUAGUUUUAAUAUUUAUUAUUAUUAUAAGUUUCGUUUCUUGUGCCAUUCACAGAUACAUAAUAUAUUAUUUAAUUAAGGCGAUUUUAGCGUGUAAUGAUUUCUUUAACCUUUUAGGCAACUAAAACUUUAGAUGCUGUUACGUGGGGCUAUUUGGAACCGAUGAGGUUACUUUAACCUAAGGAACUCUUAUGGCUUUGAAUAUGUAUACGUAAUAGAUUAAACAAGUAUUUUAUGUCAUAUAAAUAUAUUUGUUUCCACCUAUAACAGUGGUAUAACAUAUACAGAUAAACAUAAUUUCUUAAUUAGCCUCACGCGACGGUUGAUAUUGAUAAUUGAUUUACCGAUUAUCUGUCGAAAAAAAAGCUUAAUUUCAAACCAGUAUUAAGCCAUUCAGAAUAUUAUUUUAUACUAAAGCUUAUUAUGUCUAAAACAUGAGGGACCCUAAUAGCAUAAAUUGUGUAAAAUAUAAGUAGUAUCAUUUUUGUGCUAGGGUUUUCUCGUUAUACAAUGGGGUCAAAUUAUUACAUCUUAAACAACUAGACGACUGAAUUUCCAUUUGAUAUGAUAUCUUGAAUUUAAAGUAUGUAUGAAAACAACAUAUCAAAAACUACUUCUAAUAUUUAAGAACCUAAUACUUU
Messenger RNA from Cydia strobilella, 5352 nucleotides. RefSeq names its product tyrosine-protein phosphatase non-receptor type 4 (gene Ptpmeg). Lineage: Eukaryota; Metazoa; Arthropoda; Insecta; Lepidoptera; Tortricidae. Gene Ontology annotation, biological process: protein dephosphorylation. Gene Ontology annotation, cellular component: cytoskeleton. Gene Ontology annotation, molecular function: protein binding; protein tyrosine phosphatase activity. The record is from RefSeq and is a predicted model, not a curated record. The transcript is spliced from 16 exons. The coding region runs from base 373 to 2985 and encodes 870 amino acids.